CUUUUACUCUCCUCCCUUGUAUUCGUAGUCAACAACUACUAUAUUUUUAUGACACCCACCGUGAAAUCACCGCCUUCCUCAAUCUUCUGGCUAUUCCUUCAUUGACCUCCCCCAGCUUAAAUAAUCCCCAAUCUCUCCCCCCUAACCCUAAAUCCCUCUUGCCCCAUUUUUUCUGAUUUUAGAGUUUGUGUGUUGCACACUGCAAAUUAUUAGGGAUUUUCGUAUUGUUGAGUAUGGUGGUGGGUUGAUUGAGAGUUGAGAGCUGAGCAAAAAUGGAGGGGAGUGAUGAGACGGGGAGUAGCGGUAAUAAGCAAAGACCCAAUUCACCAUUCGGGUCUCCGUCUUCUUCGUUUUCGAGACCACAUCAUCAUGUAGACAUCCCCAAUUUCAGCUCCUCAUCAUCUCAGAUAGGUCUACCCAUGCGUCAACUUCCCCCCAGCCCCGAGAAUCCCAAGCGGCCUGGUAUUCCUCCUUCCCAUCCCAACAACCCCAUGAGGCCUCAACUGCCUUCUUCUCCUUCUUGGCAAAUGGGAGCUGCUGCGGCUCAUUCCAGGUCUUUAUCUCAGCCCGCGUUUUUUAAUCUGGAUAGUCUGCCCCCUCUGAGUCCUCUGACUAAUUACCGUGAGACGACUGCUUCUCCUUCGCUCUCGGACCCUCCGAUAUCGGCGGAUGUGAACAUGGAGGAGUCUGUGGUGAACUCUCUGCGGUCUCCGGUGACUGAGAGUAGUCCGUUUUGGGCCAGAGAUGGGCUGCCGCCGAGGAGGGGGCAUAGGAGGUCCAGCAGUGAUGUGCCGUUGGGAUUCUCUGCCGUGAUUCAGUCCUCGCCGCAGCUUAUUCCGAUUGGGAGGAGGGGGAGUUUUGAUGGCAAGGAGGGUCUGGGAGUUUCGAAACCGGUGCAGCUUGUGAGGCAAGGGUCGAAUGGGGAUGGGAGCAACAAUGUGGAUGUGAAAUCGGGCGGGGAGGUUGUGGAUGAUUUGUUUAGUGCUUAUAUGAACUUGGAGAAUAUUGAUAGGAUGAACUCGCCGGGCGGUGAGGAUAGUAGGGCGAGUGGCUCGAAGACGAAUGGGGGUGAGAGUAGUGAUAAUGAGGUGGAGAGUGGGGUGAAUGGGAAGUGGAAGAAGGAAGGGGUGAAGAGGAGUGCUGGUGGAGAUGCAGGGCGUACUGUGAGACACUGUAGGAGUGUUUCGAUGGAUAGUUAUAUGGAUAAUUUGAAUUUCGAUGAUGAAAUGCUCAAGCCUCUGCCGUUGGGAAGUCAGGUUGGUCAGCUGUCACCUGGGACUUCGAUGGAUGGGGCUCCGGCUAAGUUCAGCAUGGAGUUUGGGAGUGGCGAGUUCAAUGCGAUUGAGCUGAAGAAGAUAAUGGAGAGCGAGAAGCUUUCAGAGAUUGCUGUAGCGGACCCCAAACGUGCAAAGAGGAUAUUAGCUAACCGUCAGUCAGCUGCUCGUUCUAAGGAGCGGAAGAUGCGAUACAUUGUAGAAUUGGAGCACAAGGUGCAAACCCUGCAGACUGAGGCAACUACUUUAUCUGCGCAGGUUACUAAGUUGCAGAGGGAAUCUAUGGGUCUUACAAGUGAGAACAGUGAACUGAAAUUCCGUCUUCAAGCUAUGGAGCAACAGGCGCAACUUAAAGAUGCUCUAAAUGAGGCCUUGACUGGAGAAGUCCAGCGACUAAGAAUUUCUGCUGCAGACAUGGGAGGAGAAGGCAACCGUUCGAACCGCAUGUCCCAGCAGCUUAUCAAUCAACAAAUGCUCUCACUACAGCAACUCAACCUCUACCAGAUGCAGCAGCAGCCACAACAACAGCAAACUCCACAACAGAUAAUGCAGCAAUCACAGCAAAACAGACCACCUUCCUCCCAUCAGCAGAAUGGCAGUGCUCCUAAGCACGAGUCGAUGCAAUAGCUGGGUUCCCAUGUUGGCUUGUGUUGCGUGAUUCGAUGGUUAACGGUGGUGGCUAAAUUCGUUUCUAAUAUCCAUAGCAUGAGUCCAUAUAUCAUAAGUAAUCGACAUAUUUAUGUAUUAUAAUUAAAUUUACUCCACAGGUAAGAACAUUUUUUGGUUUAUUGGGUUGGUUAUUGUACUAGAAGGCUUACUAGGAGAAACAUCAAUCCAUGGAGAAGUGUCUUGUAGGUUUUGUAUGGAGAUUUCCAAUCUACUACAUUUGUUAUCGCUGUUCUUGACAGA
Argentina anserina (silverweed cinquefoil) is the source of this 2183-nucleotide messenger RNA. RefSeq names its product bZIP transcription factor 29. Gene Ontology annotation, cellular component: nucleus. Lineage: Eukaryota; Viridiplantae; Streptophyta; Magnoliopsida; Rosales; Rosaceae. Gene Ontology annotation, molecular function: DNA-binding transcription factor activity. The record is from RefSeq and is a predicted model, not a curated record. The coding region runs from base 273 to 1901 and encodes 542 amino acids. Gene Ontology annotation, biological process: regulation of DNA-templated transcription. The transcript is spliced from 4 exons.